CUUACCGAGUUUCAGUUUGAUAAGAAGUGAAUCUCGCCACACCCUGACGGAAAACGUAAAGUUCCCCGAUCUCGGUUGAAUAUUAUUUGAAGAGUGUUUGUUAGGUGAAAAGCACACUUUUUAAAUCAAAGCAGCAUGACUAUGAAAGGAUCGCUGAAAAGGGCCGGGAGAGUGGUACUGGCCAGCUUGUUCUCAGUCUGAAGGAGACUCGUGAGCAGAAGCUUCCUCUCUAGUGCUCCUCCUCAUCAGGUCAAACCAGAACGACGCCUUUGGCGCGCUCAACACACCGCAACUAACCACGUCCUCCCUUCACACAUCAUCGAACUCCUACCUUGUCCAGAAUGGCGUCAACGACAGCUGCCCCACCAGUUUGCUAUUAUGACAGCAAUGUGUCUUUCUUCUACUUAAAUGUGAACAAAACCAUCCCAGAGGAGUGGCGUCCACAGGACUAUGUGGUGGUCGGCCUUGGACUGACUGUCUGUGUCUUCAUCAUCCUCACCAACAUCCUGGUUAUGUCAGCUAUAUUUAUGAACCGGCGAUUCCAUUACCCCAUCUACUAUCUGCUGGGGAAUCUGGCAGCCGCUGACCUGUUUGCUGGCAUCGCAUACAUGCACCUGAUGUUCCACACUGGCCCAUGGACAAAGAAGCUCUCCAUAUACCAGUGGUUCCUCCGACAGGGAUUGAUUGACACAAGUCUGACGGCUUCAGUCAUAAACCUGAUGGCCAUCGCUCUGGAGCGGCACCAGACCAUCUUCACCAUGCAGCUGCACAGCAGUAUGACCAACCGCCGCGUCAUCCUCCUCAUCCUCGCAAUCUGGCUCAUCGCCAUAGUGAUGGGGCUGGUGCCCACCAUGGGGUGGAACUGCAUGUGUGAUCUGCAAAACUGCUCCAAAAUGGCGCCGCUGUACAGCAGGAGUUACCUGGUUUUUUGGGCGGUGCUUAACCUCUUCUCCUUCACCGUCAUGGUGGUAGUUUAUACGCGCAUCUUCAUCUACGUACGGCGCAAGAACCUGAGGAUGAGCCAGCACACCUCGCAGACCAAGCACAAGGAGACUGUGGUCAGCCUGAUGAGGACCGUGUUCAUGAUCCUCGGAUGUUUUGUGAUCUGCUGGACUCCGGGCUUGGUGCUCCUGCUGUUGGAUGGUGUGAACUGCGGCUGUGGAGUGUUGACCUAUGAGAAGUACAUGCUGGUCUUGGCCGAGUUCAACUCCCUCAUGAACCCCAUCAUCUACUCGUACCGGGACCAGGACAUGCGCCGCACUUUCAAACGCAUCCUGUGCUGCCUGUGGCCGCGUGCGGGAGGGCGAGGCCAACAUGCAGGUGUCCGCUUCAACACGCUUGAACAAGAGAGAAGGCGACAAGAAUCGGAAGACUCAUGGAUAGCAUGUAAAUCAUUUUGCAUUUCAUCCUCACAAUUGGAUGGAAAUCAGACCGUUCCACCUUCAUGAAAAAUCAUCUAGACUUUUGUAAUGCUUGUCUGAUCUGUUGACAGAUGUUCAUCUGUGGGGCCUUAAACAAAGAAAGAGAAAACAAAAAACCUAAUUUUGCUGUCAUGUUAAAGUCAAAAUAUUGGGGGGGGGGAGUUGCUCUCACUCACUGUUAUGUAGUCAGGUGCUUGGACUUUCCCCAGACCACAGUACUGUCUGCCCGAGGAUGUAGGGUGGUUGGGUUGUUUGGGAAUGCUACGUGUGCCAGCUUUUUCCUAGGCAAACGUUCCGACCACCUCAUCUGGGCCUCCAGUAGCUCACCACCAAAACCCAGUGCUUGGAAAGCCCUUGCCACAGUGAACCCGCACAAGUUGGCCCUGCAGUGCUAAUGCAGUCUGUGGAGAAGGUGCACUUGGCCUGGCCUGAAUGGUGCAUCUCCGCAGGGGUAAAUCCACCAAGGCUCCUCCACCUGGAUGGUGUGUCUCUGCUGCAGGUCUGAUGGGGCUUACUGGUCUAUGAUGUCAUGUUAGGGUCGCUACGUGACUAAUUUUUAAAAGUGUGUUUGUGUGUGGGAGCAAGAGAGAUCAAAGAGUUAAGAUACGAUGGAUGACAUCAGCAGUCUGCAUGUGAACAACUUUGAUGUUCAGAUGCUUCUACCCUUAUCUAACGUGCAGUUUUAAGGGGAGCUGUAGCAUGUCUAGCACUGCUGUGACUCCACUGAGCUUCUUUACUCUCCUAUGGUUAAUGAUCCAUAGAGGUCCUACAGUCUUUUGACUGAUCAGAUCACUGAAUCUCUAGUCAGGCCAAGCAGUCCUCAAUGUUCAUGCAAUGUUAUGAGUCGUGUUUAUGAGGGUGGAUUUGAUUAUCGACCCCUGGGGGAGGGGAGGACACUUGUGUUGAAUUACUGCUGCGGUUGUGUGGAUAUAAAAACAUACAUGAUUGUAGUUUCGUGCCUUUUUUUUUUUUUGAAGAACUUUAUCUAUACAUCACUGCUUCCUUCUGCUUUUAAAAAUGUGGUUUUGUUGGCUGUUUUUAUUUUCGUACACAAAUGGGUUUGAAAUUCUCCAGAGGUUAUUUUUAAAUGAGAAAUA
Messenger RNA from Electrophorus electricus (electric eel), 2518 nucleotides. NCBI's taxonomy places the organism in Eukaryota, Metazoa, Chordata, Actinopteri, Gymnotiformes, Gymnotidae. The record is from RefSeq and is a predicted model, not a curated record.